Messenger RNA from Neurospora crassa OR74A, 1940 nucleotides. RefSeq names its product IMP-specific 5'-nucleotidase 1. Gene Ontology annotation, biological process: nicotinic acid riboside biosynthetic process; nicotinamide riboside biosynthetic process; inosine salvage. Lineage: Eukaryota; Fungi; Ascomycota; Sordariomycetes; Sordariales; Sordariaceae. The record is from RefSeq and is a predicted model, not a curated record. Gene Ontology annotation, molecular function: magnesium ion binding. The transcript is spliced from 5 exons. Bases 339 to 1634 code for a protein of 431 amino acids.
ACAAAUGGAAGGAAGGAAAGUCGGAGUCACUAGCGUACCGAAGCUGAGGUGUUCAUACAUAUCCCGUACAUGAUACCUUACACACCUCUCUUUUUGUAUCUCUUUUCAUCUCUUCCGCUCACCGAGUUCAACCGUUGUCAUCCAUCUGCCGCAAAGUAAAGCAUACACAGCGAUUCUAUAUACCACCAAGAAACUUUCCCUUGUUGUGCUGCAAGCACGUAGCCGUCACCGUCGUCCAAUUCCACAAAGAGAAAGUGACAGCAUAAUACUCUUCCCAUAGUUCUUCAUAACUCGAGACUACCCAUCUCUAGCCUCACCCGUCACUUCUCAUUUCAAAGAUGACUACACGAUACCGUGUUGAAUAUGCCCUCAAAACCCACAGACGGGAUCAAUUUAUAGAGUGGAUCAAGGCGCUCUUAGCCGUCCCAUUCGUCCUCUACUCUCAGCCCCAUGGUGUUCUUGAAGAUCCGGACAGAAGUGUCGAUACGCUUUCUCAGACAAGAGAGGAAGCCCACAGGCGAUACAGUGAGAUCUUCCGGGAUAUCGAAGCCAUGAUCGAUGACCACAUUGCCCACCAAAACGAUGCCGAGAACCCUUUCCCAUCCAAGCUCAAGCUGCUGGUCCCCAGUAUCGGGCCCUUCUUCACGCGGUUACCGCUCGAAGCGGCAUUCAAGUUUCAGGACAACAAGCGCUACAUUUCAUCGCGCCGCUUUGUGUCGCCGUCCUUCAACGAUAUCCGCUUGAUCCUUAACUCGGCCCAGAUAAUGGCUGUGACGACUUACGGAACUCUCCAGCUCGCUACCUUUGAUGGUGACGUGACGCUCUACGACGAUGGCCAGAGUCUGGAACCUACCAGUCCUGUGAUUCCCCGACUACUAGACCUUCUCCGCAAAAACGUCAAAAUCGGCAUUGUCACCGCAGCAGGCUACACUACCGCCGACCGCUACUACUCGCGCUUGCACGGUCUUCUUGAUGCCAUGGCCAACAGCGCCGACCUCACCCCUUCCCAAAAACAGUCUUUGGUCGUCAUGGGCGGUGAAGCCAACUACCUCUUCGAGUUCGACUCGUCCUCGCCGCACCUUCUCGCCCCGGUGCCACGACAGCACUGGCUCACACCCGAGAUGGCCGCCUGGAACGAGCAGGACAUUGCCCAGCUGCUAGAUGUGGCCGAGGCCGCGCUGCGCGAUUGCAUCAAGACGCUCAACCUGCCUGCCACGUUGAUGCGGAAGGACCGCGCCGUCGGCAUCAUCCCCGUUUCUCCAGAAAUCCGCAUCCCGCGCGAGAGCUUGGAGGAGACGGUUUUGCUGGUGCAAAAGAUCCUUGAGCUCAGUACCGUGGGCCGGAGCAGAAGAGUGCCGUUCUGCGCCUUCAAUGGUGGGAGGGAUGUGUUUGUUGAUAUUGGCGAUAAGAGCUGGGGUGUUACUGUUUGUCAAAGGUGGUUCUCGCAGAAGGAGGGUCCUCAUGGAGUUAUCAAGGGGGAGAAUACCCUGCAUGUGGGCGAUCAGUUCUUGAGUGCCGGGGCGAACGAUUUCAGGGCCAGGAGCGUGGGGACUACGGCGUGGAUUGCGAGUCCCGUGGAAACGGUCGAAUUGUUGGAUGAGUUGGCGGAGUUAAUGGGGAAGAAGAUGUCUUGAUCGAGGUUGUCAGGACUUUCAUGGUUGCGGCGGCGGGCGGUGGUUGACAAUGGUGAUGGUAGGGUUACAAUGAUAAUGGGAACAACAAGAGCAUCUCUUGUGGCGAUUUUUUGGGGGUCACAAUCGAUGGAGCAAAGCGGGGGCCAAUGAAGGGAGGUAUCGAACAUCUACGACGACACAAUUCUUCAGCGAUAAUGAAUAUUAUAGGUAUACCUAAUUCUGGAUGCCCUUCUAACACGUGGUGAGACGUUUGAGAAAUGCAUAACACAAUCGGUUAUCGCGAUCAGCUACGGUAAUCUGACAAAC